Molecule: messenger RNA, 1860 nt
Organism: Hirsutella rhossiliensis
Lineage: Eukaryota; Fungi; Ascomycota; Sordariomycetes; Hypocreales; Ophiocordycipitaceae
Product: kinase
Exons: 1
Coding region: 1-1860 (619 amino acids)
Biological process (GO): protein phosphorylation
Cellular component (GO): cytoplasm
Molecular function (GO): ATP binding; protein serine/threonine kinase activity
Source: RefSeq, a predicted model, not a curated record
AUGGUCAAUGCUUCCGAAGGGGCCUCGGAGGAGAGGACGGAGCCCUUUUCCCAGUCCGAACUUGAUGCCCGAGUAAGGGGUAUCCGCGUCGACGAGCCCGGCGGCCUCCUGGGCGACAACGCCGUACCUCUCGACAUCCUGCAGGUCGAGGACCACCACCACAGACAGGGCAUCCGCAUCCUCUUCCGCCCACUCACAGACCUUCCCGGAGCCCGCUCCGUUAGUCCCGGCAACGACAGUUGUCAGUGGCUUGCCUUGCGCGCCGAGGUCGCCUCCUCGGAGCAGCCCGAGCACAAGGUCUUGGCCGUGACGCAGACUUCUAAGGAUAUUAAAUUCUCUGUCAGGAUCCCGGGAGAGUCUCAGGACCAGUCUUCGCGGCCGCCACUAUGGUGCGAGUUGUAUUACGACCCGGCCAGUGACAAGGUCAUCUUCCUGAACAAGUCCGACGUCCCCAUCCUGCUCUCCCGCAUAUGCCAAACCUCGUCUCCUCCCGCCAGCCCACAAUUCAGCGAGGCUCACCUCAUCAACCCCAGCCUCGCAAAGGCGCUGAAGCCCGGCACCUGGAGGAUCAAGGUCAGGGACAUUGCUGUCCUAGACUUUCGGGUUCUUGAAAAGCGCCCGGUUACUCUAUACCAGGUGCACAAGCCGUCGUCGCCCAUCCGCGCAUCUGCACCAGCCUGGCCCUCCGACCAGUCCGCCUCCACGAGCGGGAAGAGAUCCAUGAGCUCGGACGAUGAGGGCAAGAGGGUCAAGCGCCGCAUCUCGGAUACAGACGGGGUGGACGAUGGCGUCAUCAUGUUCCUGCGUCCCGCCGCCGAGCCGCUCGUCUUUCCGCUGCCGAACGCAUGGGAGAGCAAGGAAAUAUCUGCCACCCACGGCCACGCCCUGCUGGACGCCCAGAGCGGAGAGACCAUAGCCGUGCCCGGGGUCUGCCAGGUCGACGCGUACCAGCUCACCAAGCGGGAGCCGAUAGCGUCCACCGCCCUGUCGGCCGUCUACAAAGCAUCGCACUCUCAUGUGCCGGACAACAUCGUGACUGUUAAGGUUCUCAAAACGAGGGUGGCGCCCUCCAACGACAAGCCGCUCGCGCACGAGCGCAACGUCAUCCGCCAGGCCGACAUGUGGCUGCGUGAGUCGCAGAGCCAAGAAGAUUUGGAGCAUAACUCUAUUGUCCGAUACUACGGGGGUGACGCCCGCUUCCUGUCCCUUUACAUGGAACAUGUCGAGGCUCCGGAUCUCGCCUCGGCAGCUCGAUGGCGGAACAAGGCCGACGAGUUUACGGGCAGCCGAGAGGAUGCGUGGCGCAUCUUGCACGAUAUUGCCAACGCACUGGCAUACAUUCACAAGCGAAAGCUGGUGCACAACGACAUCAAGCCUGCCAACAUCCUUUACUCUCCUGAGCGUGGCGGUGUCAUUUGCGACUUUGGACUGUCGACUCUCGCAGCCAAUUCUCCGACCUCGGGCGGGACGCCGUAUUACGUCCCCCCAGAGUUCAUCGGCAAAAAGCUUCGCGGGGCCCCCUCCGACGUAUGGGCCCUGGGCAUCACCAUGCUCUACGUCCUAGGCAAGAUUCCAUUCCCCGACAGCCGGGCCAGGCGGCAUCAUCCGAAGCCCCUGUACUGGCAGAUUGGAGGCAUCCACAACCCAGCCGUGGCCUACAAGCAGCAUGGAAACGGGCAGCCUGCCGUGAAUCAGAUGCGCGACUGGCUGUCGGAAAUCUUCGAGACACGGGAGAAGCUAAGCCCGCGAGAUCGUCUUGAGCGAUUGGUCAAGGAGAUGUUGAUGCCGAACCCCACUCAGCGGAUCACCAUGGCGAGGGUGCUGCAGGAGCUCAAGGCCGAACAACCGGCCUUUGUAUGA